This is a messenger RNA of Trichosurus vulpecula (common brushtail), 4475 nucleotides long. RefSeq names its product E3 ubiquitin-protein ligase DTX3L-like. The transcript has 2 exons. NCBI's taxonomy places the organism in Eukaryota, Metazoa, Chordata, Mammalia, Diprotodontia, Phalangeridae. Gene Ontology annotation, biological process: protein ubiquitination; Notch signaling pathway. The record is from RefSeq and is a predicted model, not a curated record. Bases 228 to 2504 code for a protein of 758 amino acids.
CGUGACAUCACAGGUCUCCUCCUUUCUGCGGUUUUCACCUGGGCUGGGGUCUGUGGAAAGGGGCUGCCUGAAGCAUCAGCUCCUUCCCAUUCCCGUCCCCCGUUCCCGGGACUGCUUGAUCGAUCCCCCGUGGAAGUCCCCUGUGUGUGGGAGUUUCCCACUCCAGAGCACACUGAACAAACGUCGCAGCCCCGGAUCUUCAACUCACAAGUCCCUACUCUGCCGUGAUGGCUACUAGCAGCCUUGCCCACAGCCCGCUGUACCGGGUCCUGGUCCGGGUGUCUGAGAGCUACCCUAGAAUGGAGAGGAAGUUACAAAAGUAUUUCCAGAACCCAUGGAGGUCCGGGGGAGGCAAGUGCAAGGUCAAAAUUGGUCCCCGCGAAGGCACUUUCUGGGUAGAAUUUUAUAAAAGACAAGCCAAGGAAGGUGUGAUAGCAAAGAAAGAUCAUUCUGUGGCAGUCACUGAUACAGCUCAUGUGGAUGUCUUCAUAGAAGCAAAUGAAGACCCAGGAGAGAACACUACUUUGGAGGUAAACCAGCUUUCCUCUCAGACUCAGUCACUCCCAAAGGGAUCUCCAGGUGAGAAGAACCCAGAUGCAGGAGGUACUGCUAGGUCCUCUAAUUCCAUCAUUCAAAAGAUAUUUCUCUAUGUGGAGGCCCAGCUGAACUUCAAGCUUUCUGAAGAGCAAAGGGAGAAAAUUAUUAACCUCUGCCCAAAUCUCAGAAUAGAGGGAGGCCAUGAUGGACCUGAGAAAGUGAUUGGUGACUACGAAGAUAUUGAAAAAACUUAUCAGUUCUUAAGUGACAGCAUCCUGAAAAAUAACAAGAAAGUGGCCAUUUCCAACUCAGCCACAGCAAAAAAAAUUGAGCAAGUUAUGCCAAAAGACUGUAAUAGUCCUACUCUUCCCUCAAACCCAAAAGACAGAACAGAAGAAGAGUCAGACCUUAUCUCAGUUCCAUCACAUUUGUUUGAAUAUUUCAAAUAUUUCUUUCCUGAAACUCUGGACAGAAUAGAAAGUGAGUAUCAGGUACGAAUCAAAAGUACCGUGUCAUAUCCUAUGGGCAAUGUGUGCUUAGACUUCGAGACAAGUAAGUCAAGGGACAGAAAAGCAGCUCAAGAAACUUUUAUCAGAGCAUUUCAGAGGGAAAUACAGAAUGUGACCCGUCAGGAUAUUCAUUUCACAGAUAAUAAGCUGGCCCAUGACGUCCAAAAAACACUGACUGAAAUGUUUAAAGGCCUCCGUAUUAAAGCUGAAGGAAAAGUCUUAAUCCUCUGGGGAAACCCACAGGAAAUCAUAGGAGCUCAGCAUUUCAUUGAAGCAAACUUCUCCCGCAAACAACCUCUGGAAGCGAUGGCCUCCCAAAACAUGAUGAAGAAUGGAAUUGAGGUUGAUACUGCUCCCUUGCGUCUUCUGUGCCAAGAAUUCAGAGAAAUAGAGACAAAAUAUGACACUGUAAUGGAAUUGGUGAACAAUCCCCAAACUCGGAAAACCCUCAUUUUCUUUAAACCAAAAGACAAAGGCUUAGACCUCUCUGCACAUGCUUAUGAAGAUUUCAUUGAUAUCUUUCAGAUGCUCUUACCUCAGAUUGUCAAAGAGGUAGUGAUGCUGAAACCAUUAAACCAAGAGAGAAAGUAUUGGCCUGAAAGGGCAUUCUUUGAAGACUUUGAAAGAAAGCACCCCUAUAUAAACUUGGAGUGGAAUGAACAAGAACUGAUACUGACUGGUUUGGCCAGGUACCUUGUAGAAGCGGUGAAAUAUGUUAAGAGAUAUUUUGGUAUUGAAGCUCCUGCUCCUCAGCCAAGACAAGGGCCACCUCCCUCUCUUGCGAAUUGGAAUAGAGACUCCAGGUCCCCCUUGGACAGAAUUGGUGCUGAUUUCAACAUGGCUUUACCUCCCCUCAAGGGAUUGCCUAACUGGUGGGACUUAGGAAAAGAGGAGAAAGAGGAAGAGGAGGAGGAAUGUGUCAUCUGUAUGGAAAGCAUUCAAAACAAAGAAGUCCUCCCAAAGUGCAAGCAUGAGUUCUGUGGCCCUUGUAUCAGAGAAGCCAUGAAACAUAAGCCAGUGUGCCCUGUGUGCCAGACUUCCUAUGGUAUUGUGAAAGGGAAUCAGCCAGAUGGAACAAUGACAACCUCUUACAGAACAUCUUCACUUCCGGGUUAUAAUUCCUGUGGCACUAUUGUGAUUCAUUAUGACAUGCGGGGAGGCAUCCAGACAGAUGAUCAUCCCAACCCAGGAAAACGCUAUGAAGGAACAAGACGGGUGGCAUACUUGCCAAAUAAUGAAGAAGGACGGCAGGUUUUGCUUCUCCUCCGAAGAGCUUUUGACCAAAGGCUGAUUUUCACAGUAGGACAGUCUCGAACAUCAGGAGUCAAGGAUGUGAUCACUUGGAAUGAUAUUCACCACAAAACUCUCCAAUUCGGCGGGCCAGAAAACUUUGGUUACCCUGAUCCCAGCUAUCUGCAGCGAGUCAAGCUGGAGCUGAAGGCAAAAGGAAUUGAGUAAGAGUGCUGAAAGCUUCAAGGAUUCCUUGACAGCUGGGCUGGCAAAAGCUGUAUGUGUGGAAAGGAAUCAAAAUGAUCAUUAAAAUAUAUGUGUGUAGGCACCAUUUAGAGAAAAAUAAAAGAAUUUGAGAAGAAAUUAGUUUUCUUAGGGCUGAGUGGGAUGAAAUGUUAUGUGCUAACCUGUCUUACUUUCGUGACUUUUUUUCUUCUUAGACAAACUGAGAGACUCAUAGUAAUGAAAAGUUGUUCUAGUGAGAACCCAAAGUGUAUCUCUCAGUGCUUACCUGCCUGUCUCCAUUUUGCUGUCACCAGAGAUGCUGGAGUUAAAGAACUUUUCAUUGUACCACCUGCACGAGGUGAUGAUUGACCCUCAAGUCCAUUCACAUUCUUUGUGGAAAGCUGUUGUUGGCUUCAGAACUUACCAGAGCUAGCUUACUUCUAACUGGAAUGGCCACCAGGAACAUUAAAAAGUUUGGAAGACAUCUUGAAGAAGAUUAUGGUCUUCAAGUAUUUACAUGAGUCCUUCACUUCAGAAAGAAACUCUCCAUCCUGGGGUUUUGGCAAAUUUAAUGUAAAUUAAGGAGUGGGGAAAGAUAUUUCUGUCUUCAGUCAAUUCCAGUGAUUUCCAAUCACUAUCAGGAAGAAAUAGAAAAAGCCUCUGUUUGGCAUUCAAAGCCCUUCAUAAACUUGCCACUCCCUUUACUUCCACAACAUGUACUUUGUGAUUCAGUGAUACUAGCCUCCUUGGCGUUCCUUGUGCAAGAAACUCCAUCUCUCCAGAUUUGCAUUUUCACUGGAUGUCCACCAUGCCUGGAAUCCUUUUCCUCCACAUUUCUGCUGACCAGCUUCCCUGACUUCUUUCAAGUCCUACCUAAAAUUCCACCUUCUACGUGAAGCCUUUCCCAAACCCCCUUAAUGCUAGUGCUUUUCCUGUGUGGAUUAUCUCCAAUUUGUCCUGUAUGUAGCUUGUUUGUACAUAGUUGUUCGCAUAUUGUCUUCCCCAUUAGACUAUGAGCUACUUGAGAGCAGAGAUUGUCUUUUGCCUUCUUUUGUGUCCCCAGCACUUAGCACAGUGCCUAGCAUACAGUAGGCACUUAAUAGAUUGUUGACUGACUGGCUAUGGGCAGGCUCAUUGACCUGGGAAUCAGAGUUUCCAGAUGAACAGGCAAAUGGCAUUGGCUUGUGUGCUGCCCUGGUUCUCUACAUUCUUAGCUCACCUUUUGGGGUGUACUUUGUGGUAAUUGCUCUGUCUAGUCUUAGUGAGACCACAUUCAUAUCCAAAUAUUUUCUGACUUUUAACUUUCACAAAAUUGCCUUCUCAAGAUGCUAUUGAUCUAGGUGCCCCCUCAAAAGCAUAGUUCUAGGGCAACAGAUGAGAGGCCCAUUCGUCUCUGAAUGAGUCCGCCUUUGGUAUUUGUUAUGAAAACUAAGCAGAAAUAUUCAUUUGGAGCUGAAAUAUUGAAUCCUGUCGCAUUGCUUGGAGAAAGAAAGAGAACCUGUGAUACAGAGAGGUUCUUUUCCCAGUUACAAACAGCUUGUUGGUGAUAAUACAACAUCCCAUUGCCCCAGUACAGAAGGCUAAGUGUUGUAGCUCAAAUGAUAUCUAGUUGGUUCUUUAAAUAAUCAACUCAUCUGCACCUGGCCCUAUGCUUAUGUUAAGGGAGACAUGAUUUAAUGGCUGUGUCAGAUGCUUCUAAUAAAGUGAAAACUGUGUAAUUAUCAGAAAAAAGUUAUUGUCUGUCAAGAAUUUAUUAACUAUUCCUGUGUUUUGACAUUUGUUUAUAGUAUCUCUGUGCCCUAAAUUGACAUGGUCAAUUUUUGUAAAAGUUCCAUUUGCUAUUGUGAAAUGUGUAUUCUUUUGUAGCCCCAUUUAGAAGAUGCUAGAAGUCUUUCUGAUCUAGUUUCUCUGGCAAUUUGUUCAGUUCCUUAUUGUCUUUAUGUUUAUAUCUCUAUUAAAAUCAUUACAAACUGA